UGGGGGCAUAAACUGCAGUGACUUUCCCCUACCGGUGGGAGCCAGCAAUGCAGUACAUUGUGCGUAGUGUGACGGAAAGAAGAAGAAGAAGAAGAAGUAAACCGAGAGUAGAAGAAGAGUAAGAAGCGAGCGAUAAGAGAAACAGAGGAGACAAGCUGUUCUGGCUCAGUCGAUAACACAUUGUGACUAAAACUACAGAGGACCAUGCUGAGGGCUUGUCUGAGAGGAGCUAAUGCUACAGCCUGGAAGAACUGUGGGAGAACCCCUCUAAACAAUCUGCAACACUGCCGACAUUACACAGCAGGAGAAACCAGUGGUGCUGCUAAAGUGGUUGCCGCUGGCCUGGUGACAGUAGGUGGUGGCAUUGGAGGUACGAUACUUUACGCCAAAUGGGACCACAAAUUCAGAGCCGCCAUAGAGAACAAUGUUCCAUACUCCGACUGGCUGUUGGGUCUGGCUUUGGGACCUGUAUCACAGGAUGGUGGCCUCCCAGUCAAGAAACAGAUGGAGAUGGCCCAGGCACCCUCUAUGAUGGAAAAACAGGUGAAGACAUCCAAAGCCAAGUCAGAGAAAAGGGUGAAGGAGGAUGCAGUGAGUCCUGCCCCAACACAGCCUGCACAGAGCUUAGAGGAGGCUUCAGCAGAGGCAACUCAUAUCAUCUCCGCCAUCAGUGAGGUCCCAUCAGUCCCUGCUCCAUGUGAUACAGAGGCACCAACAGUAAAAGAGGAGUGCAAGGAUUGCCAUCACCAUCAGGAUACCCCAGAGACAGCAGUUUACCCUGACACAGAGUCACCUACAGCAUCAGAACCAAUGAGAGAGCGUCCAGUGGAAGAAGUGGCUGCUAUACUGGCUCAACAAGACAAGGAUGAGCAGGAAAUUGUUGCAUCUGUAUCAGCUAGUCUCGAAGACUCACUGGCUAGCUCAGCUAAAGCAACCCUGCAGGCCAUUGGAGCUCAGGAGGCAGCGCUGCAGACCAUCUCACAGCACACACACAAACUGAAGGAGGCUAUGGAAGCAGAGGUUCCACCUCAGGAGAAGUCAGCCCAGUGGAAGGAUCUAGAAGCUGCUCUUGCUGAUAGAACUUGUGCUAUGAAUGAUGCUGGAACUGCUCUGUUGAAAGCCAAUGAAGCCUUGGACAGUCUCAAGUCAGUGAUUGAUAAGUCUAAAGGACUGAAGGUCACUGCUGUUCGCCCACUGGUUUUAGCAGCAGAGGAGAAUCUCCAUAAAAUGGUGGUGGACUUGGAUAAGGUGGUCACUAAGGUGCAGUCUGCUGAGUCAGAAGCCAAGAUUGUCUCCCAGUACAGUGAACUGGUUAAUGAAGCCAAACAUCAGUUUCAGAGGGAAGUGAGCAGCCUUACUCCAGAGAUCCAGGCCAACUGGAAGGGACUCACUGGGAAACUGUCAUCAGACGACUUGAAUGCCCUCAUUGCCCAUGCACACCGUCGCAUUGAUCAGCUGAAUCGAGAGCUGGCAGAACAGAGAGUCAGAGAGCAGAUCCACAUUGAUGCAGCACUGGUGCAGCAGAAGCUGGAGGACCAGAAAGCCCUGGAGAAAGCCGUCAACACCACCCUGCAGCAUGUCAAGGAGGAGGCCCGGCUGGAGCAGGAGCAGAAGGUACGGAAGGGAGAGAAAGUGGUUCAAGGUUUGCUGACUAUCACCUCCCUAUCAGGAUUUAUUCAAUCUAUAGUACAUACACAGAGCAUAAUUCAGAGACAUCAUGCGGAAUAUGAGGCAGAUCUAUCCCGCAGGUUUCUGGGGAACAAAACACGGUUCCCACAAGUUAUAAGUUGGUGACUGGAGAAAAAAAAAAUCCUUUUUAACUGCCUAAACAUCUUCCUGUCUUUUGUAGGUCAUGUGGUAGCAGAGGAGGAGGCCCGUAAAGCUCACCAGCUCUGGCUCUCUGUGGAGGCACUCAGCUACACUCUGAAGACUGCUGAUGCUGAAUUGCCAACUGUUCCUCUUGACGGUGCCGCGCAGGUCGUGCGAAACAGCUGCCACGACAAUGAGUUUGCCUUGGCAUUGGCAACGGCUCUUCCAGAAGAAUCCCUUCAGCGAGGCGUGUACAGCGAGUCUGCCCUCCGCGCACGCUUCAACUCUUUGCGAUCACUGGCCCGCCAGGUCGCCCUCAUCGACGAAUCUCAUAACUCCUUGUACCACUAUUUCUUGUCCUACCUUCAAGCUGCUCUCUUGUUUGAGGCUAAACAGGAAGCCCCGCCCGCCCAGCUGAGUAGUGAGAAUUUAGAUUCUUUCAAGCUUCUGUCAUAUGCAAGUUACUGCUUAGAGCAUGGGGAUCUUGAGUUAGCAGCUAAACUGGUAAACCAGUUGAAAGGCGAGGCUAGGAGAGUGGUGGAGGAUUGGCUGACUGAAGCCAGACUCACACUAGAAACCAGGCAGGUAAUCAGUUUGCUCUCUGCCUAUGCAAAUGCUGUGGGGUUAGGAACCACCCAGGCUCCAUAGGCUGCCACUCUCACUGACCCUUUCAAUCUUUAAAGGCACAAUCCACUGAAACUCUGUCUUUAGAGGAUCAUGUAGUUGCUGUAGAUUUGAGAGAUUUUCAGUGGUGUAUUCCUUUAAUCGACCGAUGUUAAGAUGCAGCAUAGAUUUAUUUGAAAGCACUAAGUCACUAUGGAUGAUUUAUUGUAUAAUUUAAUUGCUACACCCUCUUAUUCAAAUAGUCUUGCCAGUUCAGGCCUAAAGGUAUAUAUUUCCGGAUAAUUGUUGUGUCAUUAAACCUAACUGAUUAAAGAAUGUGUCUAACUGCAUUUAAUUGUUCUCACCCCUGCAAAUGUUACAAUAAAUCUCUAUUAAAAGUUG
Messenger RNA from Paralichthys olivaceus (Japanese flounder), 2814 nucleotides. The record is from RefSeq and is a predicted model, not a curated record. Lineage: Eukaryota; Metazoa; Chordata; Actinopteri; Pleuronectiformes; Paralichthyidae.